This is a messenger RNA of Aspergillus fischeri NRRL 181, 816 nucleotides long. RefSeq lists its product as uncharacterized. NCBI's taxonomy places the organism in Eukaryota, Fungi, Ascomycota, Eurotiomycetes, Eurotiales, Aspergillaceae. The transcript has a single exon. The record is from RefSeq and is a predicted model, not a curated record. Bases 1 to 816 code for a protein of 271 amino acids.
AUGCCUUGGUUAGAAAACCUUCCAGGAACGUCCCAGGUUGUCCGCUCAUUGUAUGUCCAGUAUGCACCUAAUAGCACACUUGCAACUGUACAGCAUGUUCCGGUGGCUCUUUCUUUAUCGGCCGCAGCCAACCAAUUUGCGGCAUCGUUUUCAUCUCGGCCCAUGACCAUUAAUGCCAGCAUUGAGACCCCGCAGCCCUAUGCCAGCACGUUCUGUCAUUUGAACACGAUUUUGAGCGAGAAUGAUACCCGACCCAUACAGUUUCCAAAGUCUUACAUUGCUGGGUGGGGGGAUUCGUGUGAUAGUUCGUCCAAGAAGUGGCCCGAGCUUGCAAAUUAUACACGGAUUAGGCGAGAGGAUAUAUGGGCAGAGGCAACUUCGAGCCCACAAGGUCGUCUAAUCUGGGUGGAUGACAUCGUCCUCGAUAAUCCCGCCAGGAAAGGGGGGAUUGGGGUUAUAGUCGUCCAACCCGAAUUGUGCAAUGCAGGCAAAGUAUAUUUGACCGCAUCGGCAUGUGUCGUUGGUGCACGAUGGGGGAACACCACGGCUCACCUGGAGAUCACCUCUGAUGGACUAGCCACCAUGUCUAAGAGUAUUGUAAGCGAGCUGUCGACGAUAUCACCCAUAACAGUUCCUCGUUGGUCUGAUCCUCCGCUGCGGAUAUCCACGGAAUGGGCCAAUAGUCUCAACCAGCACACCAGCAACCAAAACCGGACGGUAGCUGAUAAUCUGCUCCGAGCUCUUCCCAUUACAGACAAUGUGUGCCCUUUCAAUGGCACUUAUGGUCUGGAUGCUCAACGGUCCUUUCCCCUCUAA